Molecule: messenger RNA, 3122 nt
Organism: Micropterus dolomieu (smallmouth bass)
Lineage: Eukaryota; Metazoa; Chordata; Actinopteri; Centrarchiformes; Centrarchidae
Gene: mutyh
Product: mutY DNA glycosylase
Exons: 16
Coding region: 335-1666 (443 amino acids)
Biological process (GO): base-excision repair; mismatch repair
Cellular component (GO): nucleus
Molecular function (GO): adenine/guanine mispair binding; oxidized purine DNA binding; 8-oxo-7,8-dihydroguanine DNA N-glycosylase activity
Source: RefSeq, a predicted model, not a curated record
UGUGCAGAGAAAUGAAAUAAGUCUGUUACAUAAGAUAUUUAACUAUAAACAGGUUACGUCCAGCUAUGCACAAAGGCAAGAGAGCCGGACUGGAGAUGGUAGAAACAGCAAAAAGAAAGCGGAAGAGGUCAAAGACAGCUGUGAAAGAAGAGAGAUCACCUGGAGAGGAACACAAUAGAAGUGGCGUCCAAUACAGCAGCCAAACUAGGAAACGACGAAUGCCUCUUCACCGUCCACAUACCACACUUUCCAUGACCCUGCUGAUGUUGUGCUGCUGCGGUCUCAGCUGCUCAACUGGUACGACAAGGUCAAGAGAGAGCUGCCGUGGAGGACAAUGGCUGUGACGGAGUCAGACGCCAACAUCAGGACAUAUGGGGUGUGGGUUUCAGAAAUCAUGCUGCAGCAGACCCAAGUUGCCACAGUAAUAGACUACUACAACAAAUGGAUGACGCGGUGGCCCACAGUGCAGGAUCUAGCGGGUGCUACGCUAGAGGAAGUGAAUCAGAUGUGGGCGGGCCUUGGCUACUAUUCCCGGGGGAAAAGACUUCAUGAAGGAGCUCUGAAGGUGGCGCAAGAGCUUAAGGGACAGAUGCCUUGCACAGUUGACAGCCUGCUGAAACAGCUGCCUGGAGUGGGACGCUACACUGCUGCAGCUAUAGGCUCUAUUGCACUGGGCCAGGUUACUGGAGUUGUGGAUGGCAAUGUGAUUCGGGUGCUGUGUCGCAUGAGGGCCAUUGGAGCUGACAGCACAAGUCCUGCAGUAACGGAGGCGCUUUGGAGUCUAGCCAAUUCACUGGUGGACCCUGAGAGACCCGGCGACUUUAAUCAAGCCAUGAUGGAGCUAGGAGCCCGAGUCUGCACCCCUAAAGGACCAGUGUGCAGCCAGUGUCCUGUACAGUCUCUCUGCCACUCUUACUACAAGGUUCAUGUCAAACAAGAGAACAACUCCAGGAAGCUCUUGGCGAAGCGGGACAGGAAGCUGUCAACCCUGCCUGAUAUAGAAGACUGUAUGAACAGCAGGACAUGUCCGCUGUGUCCCACCGAGCCCUGGGACGACGAGCUAGGCGUUCAGAACUUCCCCAGAAAGCCGGCGAAGAAGCCGCCUCGAGUUGAGCGAACUCUGACCUGUGUGGUGAUUAGACCUGGAGAGGAGGGAGAGGACGAGUACCUGCUCACACAGAGACCAAACAAAGGUUUGCUAGCAGGCUUGUGGGAGUUUCCCAGUCUUGUGCUGGAGGAGAAGAACACUGAGAUGAAACAGAAGCAGGCGCUGUGUGCUGAGAUCAGCAGGAUACUGGGAACGCCUCUGACUGAAAGCCUCCUCCAGUAUGUGGGAGAGGUGGUUCACAUCUUCUCCCACAUCCACCAGACGUAUGCAGUUCACAGUGUGUGUUUGAAGGACGGUGACACACAAACGCAGACUGAAAAUGUGCAGUGGCUCACCAGAUCUGCUCUGCAGGAAGCGGCAGUGUCCACAGGAGUGAAAAAGAUUAUGAAGCUUUGUGAUUCAGUGGACAGUCAGAAAGAACAAACUUCUAAGGAUGGAAAAAGACAAAAGCACGCCGGCAUAAAGAAACCACAGACCUCAAAAAAACCCAAACUGAGUGCAGCCAAUGGCAGCAGCAGGCAGCUCUCCCUCAGCUCCUUCUUCAAGACAGCUAAAUAGGAAUCUUAGAUUCUUGAUUGUGUGUGAAAGUCCUACAUGGUGCCAUUUUAUGCACAUGUGUCUUAUUGUUAAAGCCCCCCCCCUCCUUCUCAUGUUGCCACAUUUAGGUGUUAUUGUGGUCUUAUGGUCUCAUCGCUGGGAAUACAAAAUGCCAUUAAAUGUUGUUAACGAGGUCCGUUUUAAAAUUGUUAUGAAAUGAUAACAAUCUGUAUAUUGAUAUGCCUGUAGGGACUUUGCCUCCACAGUGUACUUUGAUUUGUAAUUACCUCACAAUGGAUCAUGUUUUUACCACUAUAUUAAAGCUAAUCUUUCUAUGAAGUUGCAUCUGGAUCGCAUCCUAACAUUUAUUGCAGUAAUUUCACGUCGGCUUAAUACAUGGCUAACCCACAAUGAAUUGAUCUACUAACAAGCCAUUGACUUCCACUGUUGUCCAAACACAAUUAAAAAAACAUAAACAGGCCAGGCUUUUUUGCACUGGGUGACAUGUUCCUACACAGGCAUUGUAGUUUCUUUUGAAUCGAUUCCACAUAUGUCAUGGACUGCUGCUGUGUCACUAAGGCCCCAAAUGUGUAUUAAUCCACAGCUGAAAAUAGUCCCCAACAAAUACACCAUCUACUCCUGUUUGAGAAACAUUUUCUAAAAACUACAGUGCCCAUGUGCUACAAUUUAGAUUUAUUUGUUAAUGAAACUAUAUUUCUGAGACGUUUUUAAAAAUGUAUGUCUUCAGUAGGAAUGAAUGGGCUUUGAAUUAAGUGCCAUAGACAUGUUAGUUUUUGUCUUUUUAUAAUAAAACUAUCAAAUAACAACUAUUGAAUGAAACCUUUAACUAUAGGAUUUGUCCGCUCCCUAUAAAAAAACGCCCUUCAGCGAGACUUUAUCAUAAUCAGAAGAAAAACAGGUUUAUAUUAGGUUUUCACAUAGAAGGAAUGUGUUCUGGUAUUUUGGUGCAUAAUGGAAAAACAAGUACUGCAAAAAUCAAUUCAUUCAUCUUUUAAACACGACUGUUUUCAUUCCAAAGAUAGCAGACAUUCAGUUGUGUCCCCAGGAUAGCCAAAUAGUGACGUAUUAGAAAUAACCCCAAUGAGUGGGAGGUGUGGUGGUGUGAUGGUAUGGUGAUGUUUAAGCCGCAAAAUCACCCAAAAGCACUCAACUGAAAUAAAACAGGAAAAGAAACUAAAGAGACCAACUGAUGCAACUAAGCAGCAGAUUGAAAUGUAUGUGUUUAAAAAUGAACACAACUUCUUUAAGCUCAUAACCUCAUAUUCUCCAUCUUAGUUGUCAGAUGCUCUCUGUAAUGACAUGUCUUGCUAUGAUGUGUGGCAUUCUAACAUUUAUAGCUGUCGUUUAAUGUUAAUGUUUUACAAGCAGCAUGUAAGAUAUUUGUUGUGUUUAUCACUAUAAUAAAUACUGUAGAGAAAGUAACUUUGGAUAAUAAAGCCCAGACACAAGACUAAAA